GAGUCUCCGCCCUGUCGUCCCUGCCAGGCGGCAUCUUUCAGGAAGAACGACGAGCGUCAGAAGAGGAGGAAUUCACCUCUUUUUCCACACUUUUCAAGAAGCUUCUCCCGGUUUACACCCUCUCGUUUGGACACGGGCACCGCGUCAACAUGCUGAUUAAAGAAUUCCGAAUCGUCCUGCCCAUUUCAGUAGACGAGUAUCAAGUGGGCCAACUGUAUGCAGUAGCAGAGGCCAGCAAGAGUGAGACGGGUGGAGGAGAGGGCGUUGAGGUGUUGGUCAAUGAGCCCUACGAAAAGGAGGAUGAGAAGGGACAGUAUACCCACAAGAUCUACCACCUGCAGAGUAAAGUUCCAGCUUUCGUCCGUCUGAUUGCUCCAAAAGGUUCUCUUGAGGUUCACGAGAAGGCCUGGAAUGCAUAUCCCUACUGCAAAACCGUUCUUACUAGUCCAUACAUGAAAGACAAGUUCGUGAUUAAGAUUGAGACAUGGCACAAGCCAGACAUGGGGGAUCAGGACAAUGUACAUGGACUAGAUAAAAAAGAUUGGGACAAAACUGCUGUUGUGGACAUUGACAUUGCUGACAGGCGUUGUAUAAGUGCAAAGGACUACAAAGAAGACCAGGAUCCAGCAAUCUUUAAGUCAGUGAAGACGGGCAGGGGGCCUCUAGGACCCGACUGGAAGAAAGAACUUGUGAACAACCCCAACUGUCCACACAUGUGUGCCUACAAACUAGUCACAGUAGACUUCCAGUGGUUUGGACUGCAGAACAAGCUAGAGAACUUCAUUCAAAAAAUGGAAAGGCGUAUUUUCACCCUCUUCCACAGGCAGGUAUUCUGCUGGAUUGAUAAAUGGUUCCAUCUUUCCAUGGAGGACAUUAGACGAAUGGAGGACGAGACAAAGAAACAGCUGGAUGAGAUGAGGUUGCACGAUGAACUUAAAGGCAUGAAUGCUGAUGAAUGACUGGUUUUUGGUGCUCUCACUGUCUCGGACUCCACUCCUUACACACUGGACCAAGACCAACUUGACACCCCCACGGAACACUGCUGUUCCCUAAUAUGAGUGUAUAAUUAGAAAUGAUAAAGAAGCUGUUUAUUGACUUACUUGAGUACAAAAACGGUAACGUCAGUAGACAUGCUUGCAAGAUGCUUGAACACUGUAAGUCCCAGACCCUAAAAUUUAAACCUAGUUUACAUUUUCAUUCAGUCACAUUAGUAUUAUUUGCGCUGAUCCACCAGCGCUGAGGUUUCCAUGUACAAUUUGAGUUAUGACAUUAACAAUACAACUCUCUUAGAUAGGAAGUUUUUCCAAUGUAAAAGCUUGGUCUGACCUGUUUUUUUUUAUUUUUGUAUUAUAACUUCAGCGGAGAAUGGCGAUACUGGAAAAAGCAACUGCUGUAAAGUCCAGUGAGUUUUGGGUUUCAGGUGCAGGUGAUUAUACAGAUACAACGCUGGUUAUAUUGUACUGACAGCAGCUAAUUAUCUCUGUAUUAAAUAAAAUGACAUGCAUUUUAAUGUAAUAAGAGGGGUGCUGUACAUUAAAUAUGCUUUUUGUUCA
Messenger RNA from Dunckerocampus dactyliophorus (ringed pipefish), 1553 nucleotides. RefSeq names its product phosphatidylinositol transfer protein alpha isoform-like. Gene Ontology annotation, biological process: phospholipid transport. Gene Ontology annotation, cellular component: cytoplasm. Lineage: Eukaryota; Metazoa; Chordata; Actinopteri; Syngnathiformes; Syngnathidae. The record is from RefSeq and is a predicted model, not a curated record. Bases 150 to 959 code for a protein of 269 amino acids. The transcript has 12 exons. Gene Ontology annotation, molecular function: phosphatidylcholine binding; phosphatidylinositol transfer activity; phosphatidylcholine intramembrane carrier activity.